Magallana angulata is the source of this 3279-nucleotide messenger RNA. Its product is annotated as amyloid protein-binding protein 2-like. The transcript is spliced from 14 exons. Gene Ontology annotation, biological process: intracellular protein transport. The record is from RefSeq and is a predicted model, not a curated record. NCBI's taxonomy places the organism in Eukaryota, Metazoa, Mollusca, Bivalvia, Ostreida, Ostreidae. Gene Ontology annotation, molecular function: protein binding. Bases 29 to 1753 code for a protein of 574 amino acids.
AGAUGUCGCACCUGUCAAUAAAUCCAAAAUGGCGUCUGCUUGUGCUUUAGAGUGGGUGCCAGAUUCUCUGUAUAAUACAGCUGUAUCUGCAACCGUUUCUUCCUACUCUAGACACAGAAGAGAGGUUAAAAGUCUCCCAGAGGAUGUGCAAUUCGAUAUAUAUUACAAACUAUACAACAAAGGAAGAAUAUGCCAGUUGGCCUUAGAAUUUUCUGAACUGGAUACAUUUGCAAGAGUAUUAAAAGUUAAUGACAAAAGACAUUUAUUGCACCAUUGUUUCCAAGCAUUAAUGGACCAUGGAGCUAGUGUGUCUGACAUACUGGCAGAUACUUAUGCUAACCAGCUUGCUCAGCAAACUAGUCAAGACCCAGCAUCAAGGGAGAGAACUAUACAAUUGGGGUUUCAAUUAGGGGGCUUUCUAUGUGAUGCAGGCUGGUUCUGUGCCAGUGAGACAGUGUAUAAAGCCUGUCUGAGCCUCUGUCAGAUGGACAAGGCUAACCUACACAAGUCUCUGGAGUGCAGUGUCGGACUGCUGCAUGUCCAGAAUGCUAACUGUAAAUAUUCGGAGGCUGACCAGACAUGUCAAAUAGCUAGGCAGACGCUGGAGGAGUUACUGGCCUUGGGUCUACCGGUCAAUCCUGCUGCCUUCUAUACUGAGUGCUGUGCACUAUUAUUUGCUGAAUGCCAGUAUGAUGAGGCAAUCAAGUUUUGCUCUCGAGCAGUAACAACUAUUUCUAAGACGUUGCCAAAUAAGACUAUAGUUGAUGUCUUACGACAGUGUUCUAAGGCAUGUGUAGUGAAGCGUGAAUUUCGGAAAGCAGAGGUGCUAGUAAAGCAUGCUGUGUGCUAUGCAAGAGAGAAGUUUGGAGACAAACACCCUAAGUAUUCUGAUGCCCUCCUGGAUUAUGGGUUUUAUUUAUUGAAUGUGGAUUCUAUAACAGCUGCUGUUCAGGUUUAUCAGAUGGCACUGGGUAUUCGUCAGUCUGUUUUUGGUGGAAGAAACUUGUAUGUUGCAAUAGGACAUGAAGACUUGGCAUAUGCUUCAUAUGUUCAAGAAUACAGCUCUGGAAGAUUUAAUGAUGCCAGAGAGCAUGCGGAAAAAGCCAUAGAAAUUUUAAGUUACAUAUUGCCGGAGGAUCAUCUACUACUGUCUUCAUCCAAAAGGGUUAAAGCCUUGAUUUUAGAAGAAAUUGCCUUAGACAGUUUGUCUAAAGAGGCGAAAGAGAAAAAUCUCCAGGAAGCUCAGGAACUUCAUCUUCAGUCUCUGGCUCUGGCUCGCAAAGCAUUUGGUGAAAACAAUGUACAAACCGCAAAGCAUUAUGGGAACCUAGGACGUCUGUAUCAGUCCAUGCAAAGAUAUGAGGAGGCAGAGGAAAUGCACCUUAAGGCCAUAGAGAUUAAAGAGAGGCUUUUGGGGAAGGAUGACUAUGAAGUGGCAUUAUCUGUGGGACACCUAGCGUCCCUCUAUAACUACGACAUGGAGAAAUUUGCUGAGGCAGAGAAACUAUACUUGAGAUCAAUAGCAAUUGGUAAGAAAUUGUUUGGGGAGGGUUAUAGUGGCCUGGAGUACGAUUACCGAGGGCUGCUCAAACUUUAUCGCACCACCAAUAAUCUUGCCAUGGCUGACCAUUAUCACGACAUCCUACACCAGUGGAACACCAUCAGAGACAUUAACAAUGCUGCAGAAGUAAAACCCUUGGAAUUCUCCAUAUCCAUAGACUUUGAAGAUACAGUGAAAGAGUGUUUCUCCUGAGUUGUCAAACAACAGAUUUUUAAACAUUUCUCCACAAGGAUGUGUUCAAUGGUGUGGUAGAAAAUCAAAUCGCAGUAGAGCCAUUUCGUGAAGUGGCUGAUCUCUUCAGUUAGCAUUGAAACAUCAGUCAGGUCUGAUGAAUAUUGUGUGCAAUUUUUCUCUACUCUUAGUGUCAUCAUUGUUGUCCAGUCUUUGGCUUAAGAACUGUUAACAAUAAUAUCUUGCUAGUAUGAUCCUAUCAUAUUCUUGACAUAAGCUAUUUUUUGGGAUGAUUUUUUAUCCCUCCUAAUUUAAUGGACUAUGUUUUAGUUCAUGGUAUUUUAUAGUGAUCACAAUAUGGUGUGACCGGUCCUUAGACCUGCUUAACAGAUUGCUACCAUUUAUAGCAAAGUGAGCAGAAAUAUGGAUCCAAUUUAAAUCAAAUUGAGACUAGCAAUCAUGAUUUGCUUUGGGUGAAAGUAUAUAAAGUAACAUUACAUGUAUGAUGUAUUAACAAAGACUUAGUUUAUACGAACUUACAUUAGCAUUUUCUAAAAUAAGUUCACUAAGGAUAGGAGGUUGUUGGCAUGAUAGAUUAAGAGAUUUACAUGUAUAAAAAUGAUUGUUCAGUGGAAAAAUCAUUGAUCUUUUUUCAUAUGGUGCAUUUUUUCUGUAAAAAAUUAAAAUAUGAGCAAAGUAAAAAUCAGAUUUUUUUCUUGACUCUUUCCUUUCCGAACAGAAAAACAAUUGAUCUCUAAUGGAGAAAUACUUGUGUUUUGGUUUUGAACUUAUGAUUGUGUUGUCUAUUUUAAAUCACUGUUGGUGCAUCGACAUAGGUUAAAAAUUUUGAUGAACUACUUAUUAUAAAGAUGUGAUAGUCCCUAUCAAUUAAUAUGUUGUUUAAAAUCAUUGUCAAUGUUUAUUGGUAACGCCAAGGUAGGCAUAGCAGCACAUGGAAGAUCCCGACUAUUGACCUUUUUUUCACAUCAUGAAUCUACAAUACUGUCAAUGCCAGUACAGCUCUGUCUUGUUGAACAUACAAGUAUUAAUAUUUGUUAUUGAUGUUAAUGUCAGCUGAUGUAUCACAAUCCCUUAGCAUUGUCAGUUUUGUUGAACGAAGGGAAACAUAGUUUUUUUGAUAAUUAUUUUUUAGCAUGUUUUUGUCUCUUAAGUGAAUGCUAAGUGUUAUUGUAGCUGACAAUGGUGCAUGGACAAAAAAUACUCAGGUUUUCACAUAUUUUUCCAAAUGGUUGGAGAGUGGUCAUCAUAUAUAUGAAUUAAUCAUGCUAAACAAUUGUUGUUCCUGGCAUUUACAUGUACCGUAUUUACUGAAUUUUUGUUUAUGGAUAAUGAUGAGUGAUAAUGUUAGGCCUCUAAUUAGUUUUAUUUGAUAAUGAAUAAAAGUCAACAGGUUAAAUCACAGUGAACACAUGUAGUUUAUUCACUUGAUUUAAAUUGGUACAGUGAAAGUCUGCAUCUUAAUCAUUGGUUGCUUUGUGAUAUCUUUUAAUUUAUAUUGUUGAAUAAAUGACUUAUUCUUAAGCUGU